This is a messenger RNA of Cyprinus carpio (common carp), 2374 nucleotides long. RefSeq names its product transcriptional enhancer factor TEF-1-like. Gene Ontology annotation, molecular function: DNA-binding transcription factor activity, RNA polymerase II-specific; RNA polymerase II cis-regulatory region sequence-specific DNA binding. The transcript is spliced from 11 exons. NCBI's taxonomy places the organism in Eukaryota, Metazoa, Chordata, Actinopteri, Cypriniformes, Cyprinidae. Gene Ontology annotation, cellular component: transcription regulator complex. Gene Ontology annotation, biological process: regulation of transcription by RNA polymerase II; embryonic organ development; hippo signaling. The record is from RefSeq and is a predicted model, not a curated record. Bases 1077 to 2252 code for a protein of 391 amino acids.
AAUGGACCCGAGGUAACAUGAAUUAAGAAUGAACAGCUGCAUUGUUAUUAAAUAAUGUUAACAAAGAUUAAUAAACACUGUAACAAAUGUAUUGCUCAUUGUUAGUUAAUGUUAAAGUUGACUUAUUGUAAAGUGUCAAAUAUUUUUGAAUAAUGACCAUUGUACAGGACAGUAGAAAUGAACAUAAAUAUUUGCUAUAACUAAUUCAUGUAAGUGCAGAAACUUUUCUCUCUUUGAACUUCCAAUUCAAAAGUACAAAGUGCUGUAAACACUUUAUGAAAUUUGAUAUACAAAGUGAGGCCUGAUUUUUAAUGAUUAGCUUUUGUAAUGCAGCAUGCCACAGAGCUCAAAUUGUAUUUAACCAAGAUCAUGCCUUUACGUAAAACGAUUUCCUAACCGACAUAAACCUACAUGGACACUAAUAUAAAAGAUCGACACCUCUCAAACUCCCAGCAAAGCGAAAAGUCCAGAAAUCGACCCAGACGCUGAAACAUCACAACAAUCCCAUUGUAAUGUCAUUUGGCUAAGCCUGAACCAUUGAACUGAUUGUUGUAAUUAAUUUGGAAAGGUCAAAGGACCACUUGUGCUGCUGAGAUAUGUGUAAAUGUGACUUUGCCAGGCUGGAGAGUUGAGACCUGAUUAACACACGGCGUCGAGCGCGAGGCCUGCUCAACAGCCACUUGUGCGUGAUUGGCCUGAUUAAGACGGGAGACGCUCUCCACGUAACCCCUCGGAGUAGAACCUCGUUACAACAUCACACAACCUCCCACCUCACAUCACUAUUAAUGCGCCAUUAGCACAUAAUUCACAAACACAACUCCGACCUGGAGGAAUAUGCAGAGCGGCGGUUAAAGGGCCCCGGGGCCUGCGCGGCCGCUCUGGCUCUCCUCCCCGAAGAAUACUAGACUUGGCCAUUCUCAUUCAGCACACAGAAGAUCACAUCUGCGCUCUCUUAAUGUGCUUAAGAAGCCUGCAUUCUCCUUAAUCAGCUCACUUAAGUGAGGAGUUGAGCGGGCCGGUGCGCUGGGCGGCUGUCGGCUUGGCCACGCUUUCCUUUUUAGGGAGGCCCUCCCCGAAUGUUUUGCUUGUGUAACAUGUCUGUAACUCUUUAUUGCUUUUUCUUUUUGCUUUUCUUGUUUCGUUUUGAAAAACGAGUGUCUAGUCACAUACAGGUCUUAGCAAGAAAGAAAGUUCGAGAAAUCCAAGCUGCCAUCAAGGUGUCUAGUCACAUUCAGGUUCUUGCCAGAAGGAAAUCUCGCGAAUUUCAUUCCAAGCUAAAGGUGACAAGCAUGGAUCAGAGCGUGAAGGACAAAGCUCUUCAGAGUAUGGCCUCCAUGUCUUCGGCCCAGAUCGUCUCUGCCACUGCCAUCCACAACAAGCUGGGUCUUCCGGGCAUCCCGCGUCCUGCCUUCCCCGGAGCAGCUGGGUUUUGGCAGGGCAUGAUAUCCACGGGCCAGCCUGGAUCCUCACAAGACAUCAAGCCAUUUGCUCAGCAAGCGUACCCCAUCCAGCCAGCAGUCACAACUACAAUCUCAAUGUGUGUAGGUUAUGAACCCCCGACAGCACCGGCACCCACAGUGCCCGCCUGGCAGGGCCGAUCUGUCGGCACAUCUAAACUCAGACUGGUGGAGUUCUCCGCUUUUCUGGAGCACCAGAGAGAUCCAGAUUCCUAUAACAAGCAUCUUUUCGUGCACAUCGGUCAGACAAAUUACUCUUACAAUGAUGCCUUGCUCGAGUCAGUGGACAUUCGUCAGAUUUACGACAAAUUUCCUGAGAAGAAAGGAGGGCUGAAGGAAUUGUUUGGCAAGGGUCCUCAGAAUUCAUUCUUUCUCAUAAAGUUCUGGGCUGACUUGAACUGCAACAUUCAGGACGAAACUGGGGCUUUCUAUGGAGUGAGCAGUCAGUACGAGAGCCCGGAGAACAUGACCAUCACCUGCUCCACAAAGGUUUGCUCGUUUGGCAAACAGGUCGUGGAGAAAGUGGAGACGGAGUACGCUCGCUUUGAGAACGGACGCUUUGUUUACCGGAUAAGUCGAUCUCCAAUGUGUGAAUACAUGAUCAACUUCAUCCACAAACUCAAACACCUGCCUGAGAAAUACAUGAUGAACAGCGUCCUGGAGAACUUCACCAUCUUAUUGGUGGUAACAAACAGAGACACACAGGAGACCCUGCUGUGCAUGGCCUGUGUGUUCGAAGUGUCAAACAGCGAGCACGGAGCCCAGCAUCACAUCUACAGACUAGUGAAGGAAUGAAGCAGCUCUUUCACAAAGACUCUGGACCUCAGUACAGUGGCAGUGCCUCUAGCUCAACACUCACUCAAGAUGAUUUUCCGUCACAUUUGGGUGAUGCUUAUAAUUAUAUAUAUACAUAUAUA